Messenger RNA from Pyrus x bretschneideri (Chinese white pear), 412 nucleotides. Its product is annotated as rRNA biogenesis protein RRP5-like. Bases 1 to 336 code for a protein of 111 amino acids. The record is from RefSeq and is a predicted model, not a curated record. The transcript has 3 exons. NCBI's taxonomy places the organism in Eukaryota, Viridiplantae, Streptophyta, Magnoliopsida, Rosales, Rosaceae.
AUGGAGAAGGAAACUAAUGUCAACCAAUUUACAAUAUUCCUCAGCUUAUUUCUUGGAAUUAUCUUCAACACCGUCGCUUUGCAGCUCGAAGACGAGGUCCCCGACUUCCCCAGAGGGGGAGGAAGUUCUUUGAAUCGACAAGAGCAGGAUGAAAUUCGGGCUGAAGUUGAUGCAGAAUUCAAGGCAGGGGAGCGAGAGCUGAAGAAGAGGAAGAAGAAAUGGAUGCAGAAGAAAAGCGUCGUGACGGAGGACGAUUUGGGGUCGCUUUUCGGUGAUGGCAUCUUUGGAAAGCUACCUAAAUGUGCAAACAUGAUCACUACGAAGGUAUCCAGAUGAAAACAUAAAGUACUGUAAUUUUUGGAAGAACGAAGGAUCUACCUUAAUUUUUCAUUAAAUUUUCGUAUCAUCAAAU